Megalops cyprinoides (Indo-Pacific tarpon) is the source of this 2083-nucleotide messenger RNA. RefSeq names its product protein phosphatase 1, regulatory (inhibitor) subunit 14Aa (gene ppp1r14aa). The transcript has 4 exons. Gene Ontology annotation, biological process: regulation of phosphorylation. Bases 350 to 793 code for a protein of 147 amino acids. The record is from RefSeq and is a predicted model, not a curated record. Gene Ontology annotation, molecular function: protein serine/threonine phosphatase inhibitor activity. Lineage: Eukaryota; Metazoa; Chordata; Actinopteri; Elopiformes; Megalopidae. Gene Ontology annotation, cellular component: cytoplasm.
UUAGUUUAAUUAUGUCUCACUAGUAUAACGUAAAAUUCAAAAGAUAUGCAGUAAAAAAUGUAAAUUAAAUUAUUGAGGGAGCAUUAACACAACAGGAUAACAGGAACCAAUAAAGGUGCAGUUAACUAUAACAUUACAGAAAAUAAUAUAGUCUGUGUACCCAGAAGGUUGGGCUUUCUUUUAUUUCGACGGACAACCGUGGACACUAGGACCCAGGGAAUAUUCCCAUCGUUUUAAUAGUCAGAGUUUGUAUACUUUACUUCGCCUGCAACUCUCUUGAGAAGACAGUAAGCGCAGUCAAAGUUGACAGUGUGUACUUGUGCAUAGCGUUCGAUUCGGACAUUUAGACAUGGAAGCGAACCGGGUCGAAAGGCAAUGUGAGAACACAGCCCAUUCUCCGAACCGGGACGCGGUUCGGGACCCCGGGCUCAGCCUUCAGAAAAGACAUGCCCGAGUUACGGUGAAAUACAACAGAAAGGAGCUUCAAAAACGUCUGGAUGUGGAAAAAUGGAUCGAUGGUGGUCUGGAUAAACUGUACCAGGGCAGGGAGGAGGAAAUGCCAGAGGAGGUGAACAUCGAUGACUUGCUGGCCCUGCCUAGUAACAAGGAGCGUGUGCAGAGACUCCAGGAAAUCCUCCAGUCUUGCGGUAAUGACACAGACGCCUUCAUCAAGGAGCUGCUGGAGAAACUAGAAGGGCUCCACAAACAAGAGGAGCUUCAGAAUGAUGGCAUUGAGCACCCCCACCUCCACGGCUACCGCCACCACCACCUGAGCCACCCCCACCAUCACUGAGCACCCCCAGCUCCCCCUCCGAUGGGACCCGGGGUAAGGCUCCACGCCUCCCAGCAUCCCCUGGGCUUGGUGCCCCACAGCAGAGAGUAACAGCAAGAAGAUGUGGGCCGUGCGGAACUGAACACACCCUGCCCUCAGCUUGCACUCGGGAGCACUUUUUGUGAAACACAAAGCCAAUGACUGUUGGUAGUGGCAGUUGCCACAUCUUCACAGUUUCCUCACAUCCCCCCAAACCAUCCCCCUGCCCUACACACACACACACACACGCACACACACACACACACACACACACUAUUAGGACAAACUCUCCUUUCUAUCUCCUUUGAUUGACAUGGGAGAUUAAUCUGUUUCUUUUUCAAGUUGGGCCCUUGCUAUUGAUUCAGAUUACCCUUACUGACUACCAUUUAAUUAAGUGGAUUUGCUGCUGAGCGCUGUGUGGCACAGUAGAGCCAAUUAUGAAGGUAAUGAAUGAGGUGCAAUGGUAGGCAGUAAUAUGAAGUAAUAUAUGAGGUAGGCAGAAGCCUUAGUCUAACAGACUGAAGGGCCUCUUCAGUAACCUUUACAAUAUUGUACAUCAUUUCUCAUAUAAACUGCAGUCACAUUGAUAAAUAACCAGAGUACAGUCUAACACAUUAGCCAUUAGUCUGUCAUGAAUGGCCUGUUUUUGAUUUGCGACACAGCUCCUCUGUAAAGUCCUCAUGACGAUCAUGUAUGUUGUGAUAAUGCUGGCACGCACUUGUUUGUUUUGUAAGAGUGUUGUGAUGAAUAGAACCAGUGUAAGCCCUCAUGAGGUCGCUAAUAAACCAUGAAGAAAAUUAGACCUUGUUCCAAUUUAAUCUUUGCAUACAAUUGGCAAUAUAAAGCAAGUGAUGUGAAUUGAAUGGCUUUUUUUGUUGUUCUUGGAUCCUUGGAUGUCUAUAGAAGAAACAAAAAAGAGACAAAAAGUAGGCUUGUCUAAUUAUGACUUGCAGUUAUCUUUAAAUGCUGGAAUAGCACUACUGCUAUUUUGGGGAGCCUACGAAUCAGUAACAAAUGAAAAUCGCUUUCAGGAAAUUAACAACAGGCUGGAUGAAUCAUCAAUGAUGGUUGGCUUUUAACAGGUGUAUGAUUUGUGCUGUAAGUGAGAAGUGUUUCAUGUGACUUCAUGACUGUUCUUCGAGGUUGUGCAGAAUUUGUAUUUCUUCAUGGGCUCUUUGAAAUGUGUUUUGGAGAUCAGUCCUCUCUGUUGUUAGCUUGGAUGUGUAAGCUGAACUUACAAACAAAAUAAAGCAAUUGCUUUGUUCACCUUCA